Messenger RNA from Capsicum annuum, 1811 nucleotides. RefSeq lists its product as uncharacterized. Bases 317 to 1345 code for a protein of 342 amino acids. The record is from RefSeq and is a predicted model, not a curated record. NCBI's taxonomy places the organism in Eukaryota, Viridiplantae, Streptophyta, Magnoliopsida, Solanales, Solanaceae. The transcript is spliced from 6 exons.
AGGAGACUAUAGACAUGUUUCCACAUAAUUCUGUCCUAGAAAAUCUAAAUUGAAAGAGACCAUCAGCAGCAAAACUUGAGAGGUGUUUCUUUCUUGAUGCGAGUGCACUUCCAGCUGUUGACCCUUUAAAGCCCUCUUCCUCAAACCCUCUGCUUCCAUUACAUACACAGCUGAUACAUACAUAAAGCACAGGCAUUUGAACUGCUGAGUAUAUAUAUACUGUGAGAAAAAGGGGCCAACAGUAGUUCAAGAUUUUGAGUUUUCUAUACACCCUUUUCAUUUUUCUUUGUUUAUUUACUUACAAGUAGGAGAUAAGAUGGUUGAGGAAAUUUGUUUCUUUGCAAAGGAUAGUAUCAUCAUAAAACCUCCCAAGAAGUCUCCAGCAUUGUUAAGGAUGGUGGUUGUAGCUUUUACGCUGAUCUUUGGUAUUUAUAUCUGUUCAAUUUGUCUUAAACAAACUAACAUGGAGAAAACGAGCAAAUACUUGAACAUUGAAGUCAUAGAAAGGCCUUGUCAUAACUAUGACAUGGAUCGAUCCCAAAUUCCAUACGUGCAUUAUCCGAAGCCAAAAACCUUUAGCCGGAACGAAUGUGGCUGUAAUCCUGUACGGCUCUUUGCCAUUCUCUCAAUGCAGAGGUCUGGGAGUGGAUGGUUUGAGACACUAUUGAAUAGUCAUAUGAAUGUAAGCUCCAAUGGUGAAAUAUUCUCUGUCAAAGAUAGGAGAGAAAAUGCUUCUUCAAUCCUGAGGACAUUGGACACAGUUUACAAUUUGGACUUCUUUACGAGUGCUUCCAAAAAUCAUUGCUCGGCUGCAGUGGGCUUCAAAUGGAUGUUUAAUCAGGGGUUAAUAGCACACCAUAAGGAAAUUGCUGAGUACUUCAAUAAAAAGGGUGUUUCUGUGAUAUUUCUCUUUAGAAAGAAUCUACUGCGACGCAUGGUUUCUGUGCUUUCAAAUUCCUAUGAUCGAUAUGCCAAACUCUUGAACGGAACACAUAAGUCACAUGUACACUCACCUGAAGAGGCUGGUACUCUUGCAAAGUAUAAACCAGAAAUCAAUACAACAUUGUUGAUCACAGAUUUGAAGAGAAUGGAGGUAACAGCCACGGAGGCUCUGGAGUACUUUAACAGCACUCGGCAUAUGAUUCUGUAUUACGAAGAUAUAGUCAGAAAUCGAGCUAAAUUGGUAGAUGUUCUUGAGUUUCUAAGAUUGCCAAAUAUGGAUCUAAGUAGCCGUCAAGUCAAGAUACAUAACGGGCCAUUGUGGAAGCAUAUCAAGAACUGGGAUGACAUAAACAAGACCUUGAGUGGAACAGCUUAUGAGAAGUUCCUCCGAGCUGACUAUUAAUUAUUUUUGACUUGUCACUUUCAUUGAUCGAUGAAGGAGGUGUAGAUAUCAGCUGUUUUUCUUGCAAAAGCUGACUGGUAUACACUCAACUUGGAAAAGCUUACUGCUGCAUUUGCCUCUGAAGAUCAGUCGAAAUCAGCGUAGCACCAAGUUUUCACUCUCAUGUAUCUGUAGCCUUUUUUUAUUUACUUACUUUAUUCCGCUUUGAAGUGUGUAUAGCGAAGUAGUUAAAGUUGGGCAGUGCCAAAGGCAAGUAGGCAUAGAUUUGCAGGCAAUAUUUCUCUCCUUGUUUUCUCCUUUGUUCUUUUCCUUUCCCCCCUUUUUAUCUGUUAUUUGAUAAAGUAGUUAGCUUAUUUUCUACUUAGCAUUGUACUUUAUGAUGUUGAAUGCAGUCUUGUUAACGGUCCAACAAUUUUUGUAAUUUCCACUGGGCAAAUAGUGUAAGUAAAAAAGGCCUUUUGAAUCG